Pantherophis guttatus is the source of this 11715-nucleotide messenger RNA. The record is from RefSeq and is a predicted model, not a curated record. NCBI's taxonomy places the organism in Eukaryota, Metazoa, Chordata, Lepidosauria, Squamata, Colubridae.
AGGUUCUUCUCCUGGUCCCGCCAUGGCCUUCACGUUUGCUGCCUUCUGCUACAUGCUCUCCCUGGUCUUGUGCGCUGCUUUGAUCUUCUUCGCCAUCUGGCAUAUGCAGAUGGACUGCUGAAUCCUGUCUUGAUGGAUAGUUCUCCUGUAUUGUGCCAUGCGUUUGUGAAGUGGUUUUGUUCUCCUAUGUUGUGCCAUGCAUUUGUGAAGAAACAACCACUUAUUUAUGAAUAAAUAAAUUUCAAACCAGAACAGUUAUUACCUAGAACAGUCCCCCUUUCUUCUUCUCUUAUGCUUCUAAUGCAGCUCUCUAUUUCCUUUCUCAUUUCAAAGUGGGUGUUAGGGCCUUAAGGUAUGGUUACUGAACAGUCAAGGUAAUUUGGAUGUCUUGGCAAUACCUUAUCCAGACUUGAAUUUCUGAAGCUCUUCAAAUACGUUUGCUUAAGGAGGAAGGGGAGAAAUAAUAGAAUAAAUAGUUGGAAAUGGACCUUGGCUGUCUUCUAGUCCAACCCCCUGCUUAAGGCAUUUAUAAACAUAUUUAUAAACAUUCUCAUACAUCAGUAAAAUAGUCUUUUACUAUAGUCUUGAAGGGAUGUUCUCUCCCCCACUCUGAAUUCCAAAAUGAGGAGAAGUUAGUUUGAUGCCUAUUGUGCUAGCUGAACAAAUGUGGUACACUGGUCUUUCUCAUCAUUGCCAAAUACAUUACUACCAUAAUUUAGAAGACUGUAUGGGGUAUCAGGCCCACUCAGAUUUAUCAAGAGACUACUGAAAACAAAACACUGUUGUUAUUCUGAAUAUGGUAUAAUGUUGCCUUUUCUCCUUCCUGCUGUAUCAAGUGGCUUACUUAUGGCUGAUUUACAUUGCCAGUUAGAUUAAUAGCUCUUAGGUUGUCAUUGUAGUGGUGUUUUUCCUCAAGGUGUUCUAAUCUACGUCCAUUCCCCUUUUGUUUUCUUUAAUCUGAUUGUAAUUAACAAUUUCUUAAUUAGCUAUCUGCCAACUGUUAUUUUCACAUAGAAAGUUGGACAAGGCGCUCUUCAUAUCAGGAAAUGACUAAACACUAAAUCUACUUGCUUUAUGUUAUCACAUAGAGUAAGCAUUUAUAUGUUCUGACUGACAUGUUGCUUAAGUCCUAUAAAUAUCUUUGAAUAGGGACAUCUUGUUCUGACAAUUGAUACAGGCAGUGGGUAGGCUGAGUAUGUUCCGCCUUUGCCAAUUCUCGCAUUGAUGCAGAAUUCUCAGAAUAAACAACAUCUUGAAAGAAAUCAUUUUAUUUGAAAGUAAAAUCAUAACAGAAACCAAUCUUAUUUUUCUAAAAUUCUAUACUUGUCCAUUGUAUAAGUAUAUUGGAACAUCUUCCCAAAUAGCAAAUCAUGAUGUUUUAAUUUCUGCUGUAAGCAUGAUCUAUUAUACUUCAGCACAUUUAAUAGCAAUUGGCUACUCAAAAUUUUAGACAAAAGUUUCAAUUUCACAUUUACUACUGAAAAUGAAAAACUGUAAAACCACAGAUUUGGAAAAACAGGUGACAGUAGCAAUAGCAAUAUCAUUUAGACUUAUAUACUUCUCCAUAGUGCUUUACAGAACUCUCUGAGUGGUUUACGUCAGCAUAUUGCCCCCAACAACCUGGGAUUUCAUUUUACCAACUUCGAAAGAAUGGAAGACUGAAUCAACCUUGAGUCUGUCAGGACUGAACUCCUGGCUGUGGGCAGAAUUAAUCUGCAAUAUUGCAUUCUAACCACUGCACCACCAGAGCUGCAUCAAUUAUCAGUACCUAAAGACGUUGGCAAAUUUAAAAAAAAAUCACUAACCCACUAAGUAAGGGCAGACUUGUCCUGAAAGGAGGCAGUGGAAAAUUAUUUAAAUAUUGUUGCCAAUAAAUCCAUAUGGAUGAGUAGAUUUCGUCAACAGAAUCUGAGCAGCACCUAACCAACUUUGGCUGGUCUUAAAAAGAGAAGGAGGGUUAGAUCUGAUCAGUGCUUGGAUGAGUGAUUAUUAGAAAUCUCAAGAAUGUAAACUUGGUUGCCAAGCUAAUUACAUAAACUGUACUGUAAUCACCAGGAGUCAUGCUUGAUUCAAAGCAAACUUAAUUAUUUAAAGGCAGCAAGUCAUUUAUUUAAUACAAUAUUUUUACUCAUUGUACUAUUGAGAUAUUGAAAUACUUCAAGUCACCUCCAGAGGAUAAAGGGGAAAGGAGCAAACAUAUGACAGAUAAGAAAUGAAGAACUGCUUGAAAUGGUUAAAAUGUACCCAAGAGUUAAUGGGAUUUAUAUCCACUACACUAGUAGAUUAACAUAGGCUCUACACAGUUUCUCCUUUUGAUGCUAGGAAGGCUAUAAUGACCCACAAAUUAAGCCUUUCCAUUUUGUUUUCUAUUAUAGCAAUUCAGGGAAUUUGAAUGACAAAAAAGCUCUGCCUCUUUUAGCUACUGAAUUUUUCUUGCAGUCAAGGAAGUAACUAUAAUAACUGAAUGCUUCAAAAUGUCACUAUAAAGUAUCUAUGGGAAUGAAAGCUGGACAUAAUAGGAAAGACACGAGCAUCAUGGAAAGUAAGCAGAGACCUGUAAGAAUUUUUUGGUUGAAAGAUGUGUUCUUAAUCGGUGCUCUAGAGUUUGAAAAUCUGUUUGCUUGAUCUCCAUUUGGUUCAUGUGUGCUACCAAGAAAAAGCAAACUCACUGCUAGAGAACAUUAGGGGAAAAUGUAGCAACAGUAAAUCAACUCUUAAAGUGAAAACUCAUUUUAUAAUGUAAUUUAUAAUGGGACAGAUGUUCCAUUACUGCUUUUGGAUUGUUGUGAAAAAUAAUCUAUGAUUGUAUACCCAUACUGAUAUUUAAAUAGUACAGAAUAAUGUGCUCUUGAAAUAAUCUGCUGGUUGAACUGAAACAAAGUAAACACUUAACUUUCUUUAAAUAAUUUUGUUUAGUAAUGUGUUGUCUGACUUCUACAUCACAUUUACAGUAGAAUUUUAGCACUAAUAAGACAGUAUGCAAAAUCUCAUAAAAUAAUUAUAGAUAUGGAAUAUAACAACCCAAUUAAACUCAUACUGUCACCCAUGAAUACCAAACAGUAACGGUUAAAAGCUGCACUUAGACCUUAUAAGUAUAAUUUUAUAAAAACUAGAUGCAUGUGCUAUAAAUGGAGACAUUUUCUGCUUUAAGUGGGGUGACAUUAGUUUACCUAUGCAGGACCAAAGUAAAGACAUAAUUUUGAAAAAAAAAGGCACUUUAGACAGUUUAUAAUUGUGUGUGUGAGAGAGAGAGAGAGAAGAGAGAGAGAGAGUUAAAAGUAUUAGUUUUGCAAUGCUGUAUCCCCUAAUUUGUUAGCUGUCAAGCUAUCCUAAUUUUUGAAAUUUUCUUUCUCAAGUUUUCUGCUUUCAAGUUCCUUGUCUCAUCUGAGCUCUGAACAUAUUUCCAAUUACUCUUCUGUACUGUAACAUAAACAUAUCCCUUUCUCAUUACAGGUAGUCCUUGACUUAUGACUGUUUGCUCAACAACAUUUUGAAUUAACAACAGCCUUGUAAGGGGUGCUUUACAGCCUUUACAGCUUGUAAAGCACUCCUGACUGUUGCAAAAUGUCACAAAGCCCCCUCCCCCCGCAGUCAUGUGAUUGUGAUCUGGGUGCUUAGCAACCUGUUUGCACUUACAAUUGCUUGGCAAGCGUCCCAUAAUCAUAUGCUCACCAUUUGCAAACUUCCUGACUGUUUCCCCAGAAAAUCAAUGGUUGCAAGCUGCUGCCUGCCACCUGCCCUUCUUGUCUCUGAGGGCUGGCUAAAAGAGCUUCCUGCCAGAGGAUUAUCACUUUGUGCCUGCUUGCAUGGUGCUGAAAUCCUUCAUGCCUGCUUGCACAGAACUGAAAUCCUUCAGCAUGGAGUUCUUUCAGUCAGUCCUCAAGACAAGAGGGAGCUGAAAUGCAAGCAGAAUUUUCAGCCCCUGAGCAGAGAGGCAGUGCAGUAAGGGUAAGAUCUGCCCCCCAUCCUACCCUUCUGCAAGAGCCUGAAAAGCUGCUGCUUGGCCUGAGGUCCAAAUGAGGAAGUUCCACACUAGAGGUGGCUGCUGGCAGACCAGUAUAAUUGCAUUUGAUGAGUUAAAGACAGACUUCAAGAGUCCUAUAGACCAGUGCAACCCAACACAUGCGAGAGAGCGGUUGAGAAACAUUGAACGGAUCUGCUUUCUUCUGAGAAAGUUAGUGUUGCCAGAAUAUUCCAUCCAUAGCCUUUUCUGCAUAAUGUUUCUGUGUGCUCAAGAAUGGUUAACUCUGGGCUUGAAUAUUCCCCUGCUUUUCUAUCAUUUUUGGAGGUAUUUCCAUUGUCCAGCAGACAGCACAGAGCUAGCCUAUGAUCCACCUGCAGUUAUGAAUGCAGAUACCUUGCGUUAUUGUCAAAGGGAAGCCUGGUGUAAGCUAGCUUUCUAUCUCCUCUCAUUCUUCUACUAUUUGUACUGCAUGAUCUACGCUUUAGUGACUUCCUAAUUCAAAGAUUAUGUAAAAGACUGAAAACAAAGGUGACCGUAUAAAGAUCCACCCUACAAUGAUGCCUAAUACUAAAACGCAGCAAAGAAAUGGAAACUUUAAAUCCAGGAACCGUACAGGAUAUAAAAAAGCGAGAGAUAAAGCCCUAUAAGAAUAACAGGUGACAGCACAAGUGGAAAAAAAUCAAGUGAUGGAUGGCUGAGCAACCUCAUUUUCUUCUUUCCUCCCUUUGUUUUAAAACUUGCAUUUUUUUUAUAUCCUUGGAUAAAACAAACUAGAUAUUUAUAAUGUGUGAAGUAGACAGUUUCAUCUGCAUGUGAUGGAGUAUGACUUUUAUUAUGUUAAUUUGUCUUCAGAGUGCAGGUUCUGCCACCAACAAGAUUGUUUCUAUAGCCUUUUUUCCCAGAGGGACUUGAAAGCAAGGCAACUAUCCUCUGGACCUGCGGUCAAGUAGAUGCAGAUAAUAGAUGUGUGCAAUAUUCUGCAUUCAAUCAUAUGCUAGAGAAAAGUUGAGAAACAUUUGGCUUUUUGUGAUUUCGGUGACUGAAGAAAACAUAUCUUGGGAGAAAACAGGGCCAAAAUACAUUCAAACUGCACUCAGUUAUUCUUCGUGGUUGAUGCUAAUGUUCCAACUAUGCUGAAUUAGGGUAGGUAGUGUGGUAAAAUAAUAUUAUGUUAUAUAUAAUUAUACAAUUAUGUCAAGCAUUCUAUAAUAUUGCAUUCCUCUUACUGGAGGAAAAACAUGUCCUAGUAAUGUAAUGAAUGCCUCAACAAUGUUUUACACCCUGCAGUACAUAUUAAAAGGUCCAAUUUACUUUUGUCUGGAGCUCUGUCUUAUCAAAGUAAUUGUUUCAGUUGAAUUAAAUCAACAGCCUUCCCUCCUUCCUUCCUCCCUCCCUCCCUCCCUCCCUCCCUUCCUAUGUAUCCAGUAGACCUACAACAUGGUAGAUGUUGUAGAACAAAAUGCUGAUUGUUUUUCAUUUUGUGUAGUAUCUUUCAAAUUUUGUUUUGAGAUAUGCUCACAAAGACAGUAAAGAUCUGUGCUGAUAUAUUUAACGCUACAUUCCCAAACAUUGGUUGUGGAUAAAACCAGUGAAAUUUUCUUCUGAAUUAAUACAACUAAGAGUUCUCCCUAUGCAAAGAACUGCCAUAGCUUAUGAAUUUUGAAGAGAGAAAAGAUAAAUAGUAUAAUAGCCUAAAAUCUCAGCAGGUGUGACACAUUUGCAUUAAUUGAUAUUUUAUGUUGAACAGAGUGGAACAGCUUAUUCCUUCAGCCUCUGUUUUUUCCCAUCAAUGUGCCAGCUGCAAACUGAAAACAUGACUUCCUAGAAAGAAGGAGAAACUGGUAGUGCAACACGUAUGUUUUUAAAAAAUAUUUAUUUAUUUAUUUAUUUAAAUAUCUAUGUACCUGCCAAUUGUAUGCAACAUAACCACAAGCAGCUCACAAACAAUAGUAACUAUAAUAAAAACAAAGACUAAAAUACAAUUUUGCUAAAGUACAAACAAAUGUAGAAAGAAAUUAUGGAACGAAAUAUAAGAUAACAUAUAUUACACUUAUUUAUUUAUUUAUUUAUUUACAAAUAUUUAUAUGCCGCCCUUUUCCCAAAGGACUCAGGGCAGCGAACACAAGUUAAAAAACAUACAAUAAUAAAGGAAAAUCCUAAUUAAAAACCAAUUAAAACAGGGACAAAUAAGUAAUAAAACCCAAGAAUCAGCCCAUUUGUUGAAACAGCCAAGUCUUUAGGCCUCGACAGAAGGAACGGAGAUCAGGGGCCGACUGGAGCUUGGUGGGUAACUCAUUCCAGAGGGCAGGAGCGCCCACAGAGAAUGCUCUACCCCUGGACAUCGCCAGCCGACAUUGUCUGGUCGAUGGUACCCUGAGGAGGGCAGCCCUGUGUGAGCGGAUAGGAUGGUGGGAGGCGGGUAGGAGAUGGUCCUGCAAAUACCCCGGACCUAAGCCAUGUGUAAAUAUAUGCCUGUGUAAAACACAAUACCAUUAUAUGAUAUUGCAUACCAUUAUUAUUUGUAUAAAACAAUACCAUUAAAAGCAGCUCAAUUUGAACAAACUGAACCUUGACUGCACAGUCAUAUAAUCCUUUGUUUAUAUCUUCAAAGAACCAGUUUAAAGGUGGAAAGCGAACACAUUUAUUCAGCUCACAAUUUUAUACCUGGGCUUGCAGUGUCUAUCUAAUUGUGAAUUUUAUUUAUUUAUUUUAUUUUAUUCAAUUUAUAUCCCGCCCUUCUCCAAGUGGACUCAGGGCGGAGCACAGCCAGAACUAAAACACAUAUCAAUGCAAAAUUUAAAAUUAUUAAAAGAAUUAAAUAACUGUGACCCAAAAAUUUAAAACAUUGAAAACUAAAACCCCUUUGACAAUUUAAAAAGCUAAAAACUAAAAAGGGUGGGGGGGUUCACGCCAGCCCUGCUUGAUGGAAAAGAAAAGUUUUUAGGGCACGGCGAAAAACCCGGAGAUCCGAUAUCCUUUGUAUCUCCGGGGGCAAAUCAUUCCAGAGGGCAGGAGCUGCCACAGAGAAGGCCCUCCCCCUGGGGGUCACCAGCUGACAUUGCCUGGCUGACGGCACCCUGAGGAGUCCCUCUCUGUGGGAGCGCACUGGUCAGUGGGAGGCUAUCGGCGGCAGAAGGCGGUCCCGCAAAUACCCAGGUCCCAUGCCAUGGAGCGCUUUAAAGGUGGUGACCAACACCUUGAAGCGCACCCGGAAGACCACUGGAAGCCAAUGCAGCUCACGCAGGAGAGGUGUCACAUGGGAGCAGCCCCUCGCUCCCAUAAUCCCCCGUGGGGCCGCAUUCUGCACCAGUUGGAGCCUCCAGGUGCUCCUCAAGGGGAGUCCCAUGUAGAGAGCUUUGCAGUAGUCCAGGCGGGAAGUGAUGAGUGCCUGAGUGACUGUGCGUAGGGAGUCCCGAUCUAGAAAGGGACGCAACUGGCGAAUCAGGCAGACCUGAUAAAAAGCCCCCCUCCACGGCCGUCAAAUGCUCUUCUAAAGACAGCCGUGCAUCCAGGAGGACACCCAAGUUGCGAGCCCUAUCCGUGGGGGCCAAUAACUCACCCCCCAAUAGCCAGCGAUGGCACCAGCUGGCUAUAUUGGGACGCUGGAAGCCACAGCCACUCGGUCUUGGAAGGGUUGAGUCAAAGCCUGUUACUCCCCAUCCAGGUCCACACAGCCUCCAGGCACCGGGACAUCACUUCAAGGGCAUCGUUGGGAUGGCCUGGGGUGGAGAUGUACAGCUGACUAUCAUCAGCGUACUGAUGGAACUCCACCCCAAAGCCACGGAUGAUCUUGCCCAGCAGCUUCACAUAAAUGUUGAACAGAAGGGGCGAGAGGACCGACCCCUGCAGCACCCCACAAGCAAGGCGCUUCAGGGUCGACCUCUGCCCCCCUGCCAACACUGACUGCGACUGAUCGGAGAGAUAGGAGGAGAACGACCGCAAAACGGUGCCCCCCACUCCCAACCCCUCCAACCGGCACAGCAGGAUACCAUGGUCGAUGGUAUCAAAAGCCACUGAGAGAUCUAACAGGAUCAGGAUAGAGGAGCAACCUCUGUCCCGAGCCCUCCAGAGAUCAUCCACCAACGCAACCAAUGCCGUUUCCGUGCUGUGCCCAGGCCUGAAGCCGGACUGGAGCGGAUCCAGAUAGACAGCUUCAUCCAGGUACCCAGGAAGCUGUCGCACCACCACACUCUCAACAACCUUCGCCAGAAAGGGAAGGUUGGAGACCAGACGAUAGUUAGCCAAAACAGCCGGAUUCAGAGCAGGCUUCUUGAGGAGGGCCUCACCACCGCCUCUUUCAAGGUGGAUGGCAAGACACCCUCACUCAAGGAAGCGUUGAUAAUCCCCUGGAGCCAGCCUCACAUAACCUCCCAGGAGGCCAGCACCAACCAGGAGGGACACGGGUCCAAUAAACAUGUGGUCGCGUUCAGCCGCCCCAGUAUCCUGUCCACAUCCUCGGGGACGUGGUGUAGUUGUUUAUUACACCUAAGCCUAAUGAAUCUUUAUAAAACAACAAAUUCUAAAUUUUUUGUAAGCGUGUAUGUUUUAUGUUUCACCUGUGAAAAGGCAUAAAGCAUGCUAACUCAGAAAUUAGCUCUAUUAUAUUCAUUGGUUCAUAUUCCCAGAUAUAUGAGUUAUUGUCUAGCCGCACGGUAUGCUAGUGCCUCCGCCGUGAGAUGGGGGGAUGAAGCUGCCCCAUGCGGCCUCAAGGCCCUCACAGCUUGGACAGCUCAUGACCUUGUGGCCAUGGUACCAGCAUGCAGCUUGGGCUCCUGCUCUAUUGCGGCUGGGAGCAAACAGAAGAAGUGGGCCGGUGGCCAUGUGGGCUCCUGCUGCACAUGGCUGCUGGUGCUGCCACUGCGAGGCAGGUGUUGGGGCAUAGAUGGCCUGGCUGCAGGGGACCUGAGGUAUUUUUCAUUUUCAUUUUUUCAUUUUAUUUGAUUUAUAUACUGCCCUACUCCCGAAGGACUCAGGGCGGUGAACAGCCACAAGAUAAAACACAUAAAUACAAAAUUUAAAAGCAAAGUAAAACUGAAUUAAACAGUUUGGCCCUAGACAAAUUUAAAACACCCCAAUAAUUUAAAACAGAUUAAAAUUUACAUUUUAAAAAGGGAAAAAGGGAAAAGAUUAGGCCAGGCCAGCCUGAUGGAAUAAAAAGGUCUUAAGAGCGCAGCGGAAGGUGCGCAGAUCCGGGAUCCUCCGUAUCUCCGGGGGGAGCUCAUUCCAGAUAGUAGGUACCCCCACAGAGAAGGCCCUCCCCCUGGGGGCUGCCAGUCGACAUUGUUUGGCUGACGGCACCCGGAGGAGCCCCUCUCUAUGAGAGCGCACCGGCCGGUGGGAGGCUAUUGGUGGCAGCAGGCGGUCCCGUAGAUAACCAGGUCCUAAGCCACCUUUGGUUACCUAAAGGUGGUAACCAAAACCUUGAAGCGCACCCGGAAGACCACCAGGAGCCAGUGCAGCUCGCGCAGGAGAGGUGUUACAUGGGAACGCCAUGUCGCUCCCAUAACCACCCGCGCGGCCGCACUCUGCGCCAGUUGGAGCCUUCAGGUGCUCCUCAAGGGGAGCCCCAUGUAGAGAGCAUUGCAAUAGUCCAGGCGGGAAGUGACAAGGGCAUGAGUGACCAUGAGUAAGGAGUCCCGAUCCAGAAAUGGACGCAACUGGCGAAUCAGGCGAACCUGAUGAAAAAUCCUCCCGGUCACGGCCGUCAAAUGCUCUUCUAAAGACAGCCGUGAAUCCAGAAGGACGCCCAAGUUGCGAGCCCUCUCCGUGGGGGUCAACGAUUCGCCCCUAAUAGUCAGUGAUGGUGCCAACUGACUAUAUCGGGACAUCGGAAACCACAGCCACUCGGUCUUGGAUGGGUUGAACCUGAGCCUGUUCCUCCCCAUCCAGAUCCGCACAGCCUCCAGGCACCGGGACAUCACUUCAAGGGCAUCGUUGGGGUGGUCCGAUAAGCCAGUGCAGGGCACAUGGGACAGUUCCAUCACCCCACUUCACCUCGUGGCCAUGAAACCAAGAGCAACCAGACAGAAUGGUUGGGCGGGUGGCUGUGCAGGCUCUUAAGUAGGACUUAUUUUGGGGGGUAGGGCUUAGAUGCACAUGUAAAAACAUGCUAGGUCUUAUUUUCAGGAUAGGUCUUAUUUUGGGGGAAAUUGUACCUAUCUUGCAUUUUUUUCUGAUGAAAAAUUCUGGAGGCUGAAUAGCUUGCACAUCAUCUUGUAUUAUCUUCCUUGUAUGCUAUAAAAGUAUUACUUAACUAUGGAUUUGGAAUAUUUAUAUAAAUUGCUAUAAAUUAAUUUUUCUAGAACUGGAUAAUAUUAAACUUCACGCUUUCAGUGCAUAUGUUCAGUAAGGUACAUAAGGUUAAUGGGUGUUUGGUAAAAUAAAUUAAAACAGUAAAUAUUUUUAGCAGACUAUAACAAUGACAAUAUUGUUAUAUUGUCAAAUGCUUGUCUGUAACACUGCUGAAAUUCAAAGUUGGAAUCUGUAUAAUUCUAUGAUUUAUUAAAAUAAAUCUUUGCAUUUUUUGUAAGGUUUGAGCUAUCUGUAAUAAUUUUGUUGAAUGCAGUUAGAAUAAUUUGUGCUUUGUUUAAAAGUAAAGUACUCAGUUAAAAGGUGUCUUACUGUAUUGUAUUGUGCAAACUUCAACCUAGAUGGACUUGUGUGCCCAAAUAGUCCAAUAUUUCAAUUAUAUUUGAAAAAUGUCUUCCUUUAAUUUGUAAUAUUGGUCUUGUUUUAAGAAUGGGGAGACAUAGUGAUGAAUGGACACAAAUAAGAUGUGAUCCAAGUAUGAUUGUCCCAUUGAGGCAUCUUCUGCUUCCUAUCUUUGUGCUUAAAUAGAGGCAAGAGAAAGCUGUUUUGAAUCUCCAUUUCUUUGCAUGUGAAUGCUUAUGUCCUUAUGGUCAGAUCUACUAUGUGUUUGUGUUGAACAAACUUUGAAGGAUCUUCUAUUGAUAAUUGGACACAAUUAAUGAACAAUUAAUGCAUAUAACCAGUGGUGGGUUUCAAAUUUUUUUACUACCAGUUCUGUGGGUGUGGUUUGGUGGGCAUGGCAUGGCUUGGUGGGUGUGGCUUGGUGGGAGGGGAAGGGGAAGGAUACUAUAAAAAUCUCUAUUCCCUCCCCACUCCAGGGGAAGAUUACUGCAAAAUCCAUUUCCUCCCGAUCAUCUGGGACUUGGGAGGCAUUGAAUAGAUGGGGCUGGGGCCAGCCAGAGUUCGUAUUUACCAGUUCUCCAAACUACUCAAAAUUUCCGCUACCAGUUCUCCAGAACUGGUCAGAACUUGCUGAAACCCACCUCUGCAUAUAACCAUAUGGUGUUCCAUCAGUUGUGAUAUACCUCUUUGUCACAAGAUUGGAAGCAACCACAGAACAUAGAAUAAUAGAGUUGGAAGGUAGUUGGAGGUGUUCUAGUCCAACUGCCUGCUAAAGCAGGAGACCCUAUACCAUUUCAGACAAAUGGCUGUCUCUUUCUGAAAGCCUUAAGUGAUGGAGCACCCAUAUCUACAUUGAUCUACAACCAUCUACACCUUGUUUCCUCUUCUGCUAUGAGCUUUUGGAGAACCUUCUUUCGCUGCUCUACAAAUUUUGUAUGUAUUCUGUUCAAAUACUCUUCUGUCUUUCUUGGAUGAGGUGUCUGUUUACUAUAUAAUCUUGAGUGAUAGUUAACAAAUUGAUCCAUCACAUCUGUCAUUGUGAAGAUAUUCUUAGUUCUAUCCCAAAUAAAAAUAAUAUUUAUUUGUUCUUUACACUAUAA